Molecule: messenger RNA, 921 nt
Organism: Aplysia californica (California sea hare)
Lineage: Eukaryota; Metazoa; Mollusca; Gastropoda; Aplysiida; Aplysiidae
Product: melanopsin-like
Exons: 2
Coding region: 1-921 (306 amino acids)
Biological process (GO): G protein-coupled receptor signaling pathway
Cellular component (GO): plasma membrane
Molecular function (GO): G protein-coupled receptor activity
Source: RefSeq, a predicted model, not a curated record
AUGACUGAUGCCGCGUGCGUCCUUCAGGCCUUCCGGUCUCACAACGUCAACAGUCAACAAAAAGGACAAAGAGAGAUUGCCAGGCAGGCCCGCCGCGCCAACACGGCUUUGCCAGACAUGUCUCCGGUCUCCUUGCUGCAGAGUUGGUCGGUGAACUCCUUCGAUCUCUCUAUCCUCUUUGUUUACUACGGCCAAAUGUUUCUGGACAUUUCUAUUCUCAUUACAACGUUCAUCAGCGUCCAAAGAUGUUGCUGUGUGGCUCUGCCGCUACGUUUUAAAACUGUUUUCACGAGGAAGAGAAGCGUCUUUGUCCUGCUUGGUAUCUGGGCGUACGGUAUCUCCAGCUACCUACCCGUAUUGGUCAAGCAAAGAAUGCACUGGUCAGUUGACCCUCAGACAAACUCCAGCAUGUUAGUUAUCUGGAGAGCUCCAGGAACGGCUUCUGCUUUGUCCUUCAUGGACGUGGUCAACCAAACCUUCCUGGGUAUAGCCUCCGAAGUUGUGGUCAUCGUCUGCCUCGUUGUCCUAACUCUGGCCUUGAGGUCCACGUCACAGUUUAGAAGAUCGAUGAUGUCGGCUGCGACUGUCCCGGGUACCGCCAAGACGGGGAGCAAGCUGAGCUCGAAGGAGGAGCAGGUGGUGAAGACGGUGACGGUGAUAUCUGUCGUCUUUGUCUGCACCAACAGCGCCGCGGUCUUCCUGGCAGUGGCCCGUCUGUGUGUGCCGGACUUUGACCUCUACAGACGAUUCCACAACAUCUUCCUGGUGUCGCACAACACAAGAGCGCUGGUAGAAUAUGCUGGACCAUUUCUGAAUUUCCUGUCUUAUUUCUUUGCAAACACAAAGUUCAGAGAAGAGUUUUACAAGCUGCUGCACUGCCAACGCCAAAGUGCAUUAUCGAAAAAGAACGGACUGACAUAA